This is a messenger RNA of Cottoperca gobio, 2702 nucleotides long. RefSeq names its product iroquois homeobox 3a (gene irx3a). The record is from RefSeq and is a predicted model, not a curated record. Gene Ontology annotation, molecular function: DNA-binding transcription factor activity, RNA polymerase II-specific; RNA polymerase II cis-regulatory region sequence-specific DNA binding. NCBI's taxonomy places the organism in Eukaryota, Metazoa, Chordata, Actinopteri, Perciformes, Bovichtidae. Bases 232 to 1551 code for a protein of 439 amino acids. Gene Ontology annotation, cellular component: nucleus. Gene Ontology annotation, biological process: regulation of transcription by RNA polymerase II; cell development; neuron differentiation. The transcript has 3 exons.
ACCUGACCUUAGUCCAUCCAGAUCAAUAGGGAAGUGAGGGUGGAAAGAAGAAGAAGAGGAAGAAAAUAAGGGGCGCAACCGGAUCGUUUACACUGGCAGUUCCCGAGGAAAUAUAGACUUCCCUUGCUUGCACCUUUUGUUGCUCACAUGCUCACACUGUAAAAGUGGAUAUCGAGGCAAUUCCCUUGCUUUGUGUGAUUGCAGCAGACUUUUUCCCCUUUUCCUACCACCAUGUCUUUCCCUCAACUGGGAUAUCAGUACAUCCGACCGAUAUACCCGCCGGAGCGCCAGGGGAUCGCCAGCAAUGCUCGGGCCGGGACAGAGCUCAGUCCGUCCGGCGCGCUCUCCAACGUCCUCUCCUCUAUGUAUGGAUCUCCUUUCGCCGCAGCAGCGCAGGGCUAUGGAGCGUUUCUGCCCUACUCAAACGAUAUAUCAAUAUUCAAUCAAUUGGGUGCUCAGUAUGAACUGAAAGACAGUCCCGGGGUCCAGCACCCAGGGUUUGCCCACCAUCACCCUGCUUUUUACCCAUAUGGCCAAUAUCAGUUCGGUGACCCGUCCAGACCCAAAAACGCCACCAGGGAGAGCACCAGCACCCUGAAGGCCUGGCUCAGCGAGCACCGCAAGAACCCCUACCCCACCAAGGGGGAGAAGAUCAUGCUGGCCAUCAUCACCAAAAUGACCCUCACCCAGGUGUCCACCUGGUUCGCCAACGCCAGGAGGAGGCUAAAGAAGGAGAACAAAAUGACCUGGGCCCCUCGGAACCGCACCGACGAAGAGGGAAAUGUUUACGGCAGCGAUCACGAGGGGGAGGAGGGGGACAAGAGGGAGGACGAGGAGGAGAUCGACUUGGAGAACAUCGACACGGAAAAUAUUGAGAACAAGGACGACUUGGACGACCAGGACGACCUGCAUUCAGAUAUUAAACUAGACGGGAGAAGUGACUCUGAUAUUUCUGACGGCUAUGAGGAUUUACAAGGGCCCGAGCAGAGGUUUCUAAAGGCUGUGGGGAAGGAGGGCAAAGACGUGGAGAGAGGAGGAGAGCACUUCCACAGUCUCCACCACCACCACCACCAUCACUCGUCUUUGGACACCAAAGCGUCCCAACCAAACGGUGAGCAGCUCAAACUGAACCCGGUAUCCGUGAGCUCGCCACCCUCAGAAAACAACCCUGCCCCAGCCCAAAAGCCAAAGAUCUGGUCUUUGGCAGAGACAGCCACGGCCCCUGACAAUCCGCGCAAAUCCCCACAAAUGAACGGCAGUAACUCCGCAGGGCCCGCCGCCCAGACCAUAAUCGCCCCUCAUAGACUCAUCUCUUCUUGUCCUGUUGGGAAAAUCCAGAACUGGACGAACCGAGCCUUCUCGGCACAUCAGCUGGCUUUACUGAACUCAAAUCAUUACCUGGGACUGGCUAACCAGGCCACAGCCAACGGCCUGGCCCUCUACAGCAGCAGGCAAACGGAGGACAAGAGUCAUAGUUCAGAGACUUCAGUCACAGGCCACACAGAUGAACAGUGUUACAAUGUUAUAGCUUACAGAAUACAGUGUGUGUGAUGUAUGCGUGUGUGUGUGUGUGUGUGUGUGUGUGUGUGUGUGUGUGUGUGUGUGUGUGUGUGUGUGUGUGUGUGUGUGUGGAGUGUGUGCAACUGCUUUGAAAAAUGUCCGAGAGGAUUAUGAAAACCUCAUCAGAAAGCAUUUAUGAAAUAGAAGUCAAAAUGUUGAAUUGGGUGAAAAGUGUUCUCCAUGCUCGUGCCCCUUCCUUCCUUUAUUUGGUUUUGUUGCAUCCAUGUGGAAGGCUGUUGAGGCCCAUGUGCUUGUAUUCAAUGGUUUACAUAAAUCCCUCAACCUAUUAAAACAACUAGUUUUCAACACUAAAUUCACUGAGACCCAGGAUGGGGGUAUGAUAAUAGGCAUUACAAUUAAUGCAUUUUAAUUUUCAUUGACACACUUUCAGAGAGAUCUAGUGCCUUGGAUGCAGAGAAAAAGUUGUUAAAAACAGCUUUCAGUUCAAAGAUAGCGAGGCUGUCAAUUCAUGACAUUUGGGAUUUUUUCUUUUUGAUGCCAUUUCACAUUAUUCUUUUUUAAACGCCAUAUUUACCCAAAUUAGCUUUUAUUCUAAGAUUAUUAUUUUUUUUUAUCCCUGUGUGUGUGCGCUUGUGUUAUUUCGUCAAGGCCUAUGUUACACUUAUUUGUUUGGUCAUGCAAAUGAGCUCAAUGCAAAUUCACUAUAGGCUCGCUUUUAAAAGGCAAUUGUCACUUUUAUACCUGUUUUUUUAGCUCUUCCUGAGGCUAUUAUUAGCAGGAUUUUUUUUUUUUUUUAGAUCACUACAUUUUCUUUUUUCUGUUACCCCUGUGUAUUUCAGGCCUCAGAACCAACUUGAAGCAGCGGUGGUUCUCUCGGCUCUCUCCUCUCCAUAACCUCUCACCCGUCCUAUUAUUUUUUAUUUUAUUUUAAUUUGAAUAUGGAAUGUAAAAUAAGAAUAAUACAUCUCUGUAUACUUACAUUGUAAGCAUGUCCUGUGUAAAACUGCUAAUGUAAUAAUGUAUGAACCUGUAGUCUGUGAGUUUCUUUUUCUUUUUGUAAGUUCUGUGAGGAUUUGAUGUUCAAAUGUUUUGUAUAUAAAGUUAAGAAUAUGUACAUACUUGUGAACCAAAUUGUACAAGAAAGUCUAUAUUUUGGCUAAUAAAUGAACUGCUGCAACUUU